Molecule: messenger RNA, 510 nt
Organism: Arabidopsis lyrata subsp. lyrata
Lineage: Eukaryota; Viridiplantae; Streptophyta; Magnoliopsida; Brassicales; Brassicaceae
Product: defensin-like protein 115
Exons: 2
Coding region: 199-450 (83 amino acids)
Source: RefSeq, a predicted model, not a curated record
GGGAGAUAUUUACAUAUUUGUAUUUCUCUUUCUUACAUAUGUGUUAGUAGAAUCUUGUGUAUUUAUUAAUUUCUGCUUUCACGGGAAGUCUAUAUCCCUAAUUGGCUAAUCAUAUGUGUAUAUAUAUCGGCCACUAACUCUAAACAAUAACCAGAAAAGAAAAUCUUAUACAAAGUUAUCAAAAAGAUUGUCAUAGAAAUGGCUAUCACCAAAAAAAUGCUUGUCGUAUUACUUCUCACUAUUCUUUUUGUCACAUCAUCGGUUCAAUGUUCCGAUAGUACUCUUGGUAUUGGAAUCAAGCAAGAUUGGAAAAAAUGCUUCGGUCCAGAACCGUGUAUGAAUGGAGGAGGGACCCAAGGAUGCAUGAAGUGGUGUAGAAAAAACAUAAGCCUUUUAUUGUAUGGUGAAUGUACUACUAAUCCUGCUCAAUGUUGUUGCGUGACAAAAUAAUCUAAACAAAGAUUGAAAUUUUCUAUAAAAUAAUAAUAUCAUUAGUUUCAUCUCCGAAAA